Chiloscyllium plagiosum (whitespotted bambooshark) is the source of this 1946-nucleotide messenger RNA. The record is from RefSeq and is a predicted model, not a curated record. Lineage: Eukaryota; Metazoa; Chordata; Chondrichthyes; Orectolobiformes; Hemiscylliidae.
UCAGAGUGCACAGGGAAUGGAGAAGAAUAGAGACCUUUCUUUCUGAUGGAUUGAACGUUUGACUUUGCUUUUUUUAAAAAAAAAAGGCAAUUCCGUUGCUUUAGAUUAAGGGUUGAUGCAUCUUUUGAUGUAGGCGCAAAACAAUAUACAAAUAGUGUUUGAGCGUUAAGGAGUUAAAAACACCCUGUACCAUUAUUCUCUUCAGCGGUUUCACUAACUAUUGGUGCAGACAAGUGGAUCACUUGAGUUCAGCCAAUGUUGAUCAGACAGCUGAUGUCAGAGGUAUUUGUGGCUCUGAAGCAGCAUAAGAAUGCUCUUUUUGACUCGAAUCAACGAUUUCACCGUUUUUUAAAAUCCCAUCUUGAUUAUACUCAAGCAGCCAAUUGCCAAGUUGGAAAAGAAAAAGUCUGUUUGACAAAAGUUACUUGUGGAUGUUGCAAACAGCAUUGACCGGAUGUAUUUGCCUAUCCUCGUGAUUUCCAGCUGGGGAAACAAAUGCGGUUUGAACGUAGAAAAGUCAAUACCGACGGUUUAGAAACUUAACUGAAUUUCUCGCCUUGACAUGUCACCCAGUUAGUCAUUAAACAAGUGAAAAGUGGCAAUAUUGGAUUUAACUUUUUUCUCUUUUUAAAAAAAAGUGUUCACAUUUUUCAUGAGCAGUUUAGAAACGUGUCUUCUCUCCAAUGAAACCAUAGAGGUGGUCAGCAUAGUUUUUAGAAGGUUGUAUGUGUGCGUGUGUUAGUGAACAGGACACCUAUUUCUUCUGCCUCUGAUCAGAGUGUUCGCUUUUUCUUGGCUUCCUGGGGUUUGUUCAAUUCUCCCUCUUGUGGCCGUCCUGCUCAGUUCAGUGUCUGUCUGAAAACCCUCUCGCUUUCUCAACCUAUGUCAUUGCCGACGCCUUCCUUUUAAAAUAAACCCCUCCAGCCCCGAGUACCUGGUGUGGACAAGUGGAUUCUGGAUCUACCAUCUCUGAUUUAAAACUCGACAGUGACCCGUUCGUGAUGAAUGCAGAUAUGGAAGGUCAAUAGUGAACCAAAUCAGCAAGUACGAGAGAUGACCAACACUGACUGGAGGAGCGCUUCUCCAGUUCUCUCUGUUCCAUUUAUGGUAGUGAUUUCUCUGAUCACCACUGGGCAUAUCGAGGUGAUUAACCCUGAGAAUGAAGUAGAAUUAGAAGAGAAGACACGACUGAUUAACCAAGUGUUGGAACUUCAGCACACUUUAGAAGAGCUGUCUGCACGUGUAGAUGCUGUAAAAGAAGAGAACCUUAAACUAAAGUCUGAAAAUCAAGUCCUUGGGCAAUAUAUAGAAAAUCUCAUGUCAGCUUCUAGUGUUUUCCAGACAACAGACACAAAAAGCAAACGAAAGUAACAGCUAGUUGAUUUGAUCAUCAGAUUUUAAACUGUAUAUACAUGCUCUGUCUUAUAAUGUCUUCAUCUGCUUCAAUUUCUUAAACAUUUGGCUAACUAAAUUUGACUAGUGUUGAUUUAAUACAUUUCUAAAAUUUGUUCCUUUUUUCUUUUAACCUGAAUUCCUUCAAGGACAAAAUUUUAGGAAACUUUAUUGAGCAUAGUUCUUGCCCUUGUUAACAGGUUUACAUUUAGUAAUAUGUUAUAGCGUAAUCCUUCAAACUUGUAUAUUAGUAUUAUGCACAUUGGACUUUAUUUUGAGAGUAUAGCCUAUAAAGGCAUGCUGUAGCUUCCAUAAUGUCCUGGGACUUCAGCACAAUUCACAUGUUGUCCCCAGUUUAACCUGAUUGAGUUAUAAAGCAUAAUUUAGAUUAAGGGGGAAAAAGUGCAAUGUAAUGGUAACACUAGUAAAAGGGAUAUGUCUAAAACUUUGUAUAUGCUGAACUGUAAAUGCUACCUGUGUGUACAGCGAUGUAGUUGUCGUCCUACAUUUUUGUUAUGUAUUUGCUAUAAUAAAAUAGUUUUUGUAACUGCAAA